AUGUCUUCAGAACAGGAAAAAGCCGAGCUUGACGCCAGGGCAAGAGAGGGUCAGACCGUCAUCCCCGGCGGCACCGGAGGAAAAAGCCUCGACGCUCAGGAACGCCUUGCUGAAGGGAGGAGCAAAGGGGGGCAGACGAGGAGGGAGCAGCUGGGGAGCGAGGGAUACCAGGAGAUGGGUCGCAAGGGGGGACUGAGUACUACCGACAAGCCCGGGGGAGAGCGGGCGGAGGAGGAAGGAAUUGAAAUCGACGAAUCCAAGGAGGAGCAAAGGGGGGCAGACGAGGAGGGAGCAGCUGGGGAGCGAGGGAUACCAGGAGAUGGGUCGCAAGGGGGGACUGAGUACUACCGACAAGCCCGGGGGAGAGCGGGCGGAGGAGGAAGGAAUUGAAAUCGACGAAUCCAAGUUCAAGACUAAAAGCUGAACUUUGUUGUCUCUGCUGCAAUGCUUUGUUCUCUUCAGUACACGUCUGCUAGUUGUAUUAUAGUUUUGGGGGUCUUUUUAUGUUAAUGGUGUAUCCGAGGGUUCUACUGCUGUUUUGUAGGUUAAAGACUCCUAUUGUAGGGUUCUUCAAGGCUUGGGGGUCUUCUGUAUGGUGCGCUUUAGUAGUUGGUGAGGUCCUUUAAUUUAGUUUUGUAGUUGGUUACUAAGAGUUCAAUGUAAGGUAGUUGCGGUUGUAUGGUUAGGCACUCUCUUUUUUAUUCAAGUUAACUGUGUAAUUUGCAUGCAUGUGGUUAUUUU
Ilex paraguariensis (yerba mate) is the source of this 741-nucleotide messenger RNA. Lineage: Eukaryota; Viridiplantae; Streptophyta; Magnoliopsida; Aquifoliales; Aquifoliaceae. The record is from the annotation of a GenBank genome assembly.